Molecule: messenger RNA, 3963 nt
Organism: Anguilla anguilla (European eel)
Lineage: Eukaryota; Metazoa; Chordata; Actinopteri; Anguilliformes; Anguillidae
Product: arylsulfatase I-like
Exons: 2
Coding region: 597-2354 (585 amino acids)
Source: RefSeq, a predicted model, not a curated record
ACUCGGUUACGACUGACGCGAACAAGAUACCUGAUGGUGGGCCCCGAAGGACAAUCUGAGAACGUUUUCCUCAACAUUACAAAUCGGUCUGUACGGUCACGAGCGUGUUUUCUUUGGCAUCCUGUUUCAGCUGGCUGUGACGUUCUCUGUCGGGCGGGGUUAAUAAUACAACCCGCAAAGAAAGAAAGAAAGAAAGAGGUUUCAGAAGAGCAUAUGAGAUGAGACCGCAGUAGCAAUUCAGUCUGUCGCAGUCAAGCAUGCAGACUGCAGACAAUUUGCAACUUUUGUCUGAUAAAAAAGUUUUUUAAAACAUAUUCUAUUAUAAAAUUCCGACUUUAUUUAAAUACAGAAUCUACUACAAAGGUACGUUUGAGCCUUAUAACUUAAAUUAAGAAUGACUUUCGUGCGUUAAGGAAAUUACAUAAAUUUCAACUCCUUUUAAAAUAUAUUUUUGUUCAAGUCCUCAAGCAGCGAAAUACUUGUUUCAAAGCAAGGACAGGACCAGGAAUUAGAAUAUACACCGAAACAAAAGAGAACGCCCACAAUCUGAAUGUCUUUACUUUAGCAUCUUAAAAAAGCGUGCAUUCUUACAAGCCAUGGCAAUGAACGCACUAACCGGGCUUUCAAUGGUGAGUUUACUGAGCCUUGGCUACAUGUCCUGGGACUGGGUGAAGCCAGAUCAGAUGGAGAACGAGCCUUUCUCAGACUUCAAAGGCAAGAAACCCGAGUUCAAGCCCAGGCAGCCGCCGCAUAUUAUAUUCUUUCUGACGGAUGACCAAGGAUUUCACGACAUCGGGUACCACAGCUCGGACAUACGAACGCCCACGCUGGACAAGCUUGCCGCCGAGGGCGUCAAGUUGGAGAACUAUUACGUGCAGCCCAUAUGCACGCCGUCACGCAGUCAGCUGAUCACAGGCAGGUAUCAGAUCCACACGGGUCUACAGCACUCCAUAAUCCGCCCCCUGCAGCCCAACUGCCUGCCCCUGGACAUGGUGACCCUGCCGCAGAAGCUCCGGGAGGCGGGCUACGCCACCCACAUGGUGGGCAAGUGGCACCUGGGCUUCUACAAGCGGGCGUGCCUGCCGACGCGCCGCGGGUUCGACACCUUCUUCGGCUCCCUGACGGGCAGCGUGGACUACUACACCUACGACUCGUGCGACGGGCCGGGCAUGUGCGGCUACGACCUGCACGAGGGGGAGGGCGUGGCCUGGGGCAGGGGGGGCAAGUACUCCACCCACCUCUACACCCAGCGGGUGCGCAAGAUCCUGGCCGCCCACGACCCCCACCGGCCCGUCUUCAUCUUUCUGUCCUUCCAGGCGGUGCACACGCCCCUGCGGCCGCCCAAGGGCUACAUCUACCCCUACCGGGGCAUCGGGAACGUGGGCAGGCGGAAGUACUCCGCCAUGGUGUCCAUCGUGGACGAGGCAGUACGCAACGUCACCUACGCCCUCCGCAAGUACGGCUACUACCAGAACAGCGUCAUCGUCUUCUCCACCGACAACGGCGGCCAGCCCUUCUCGGGGGGCAGCAACUGGCCACUGAGGGGGCGUAAGGGGACGUACUGGGAGGGGGGGGUCCGCGGCCUGGGGUUCGUCCACAGCCCCCUUCUCCGGCGGCGGCGGAGGGUCAGCCGAGCGCUGGUGCACAUCACGGACUGGUACCCCACGCUGGUGGCGCUGGCGGGGGGCAACGUCUCGCGGGCGGACGGGCUGGACGGGUACGACGUCUGGCCGGCCCUCAGCGAGGGCAGGGAGUCGCCGCGGCGGGAGAUCCUGCACAACAUCGACCCGCUCCACGUCCGCGCCAACCUCGGGUCCUGGCGGGACGGCUUCGGCAUCUGGGACACGGCGGUCCAGGCCGCCAUCCGCGUGGGCGACUGGAAGCUGCUGACGGGCGACCCGGGGCACGGCGACUGGGUCCCGCCGCAGACGCUGGCCAACUUCCCGGGGAACUGGUGGAACCUGGAGCGCGGCGCGGGGCCCCGGAACUCGGUGUGGCUCUUCAACGUGACGGGCGACCCGUACGAGCGCCACGACCUCUCUCGCCAGCGGCCGGACGUGGUGAAGGAGCUGCUGGCGCGGCUGGCCCACCACAACCGCACCGCCGUGGCCGUGCGCUACCCAGACGCGGACCCCCGGGCCAGCCCCGACCUCAACGGGGGGGCGUGGGGGCCCUGGGCGGGGGACGAGGACGAGGAGAGGGAAGGCAACAAUUUUGGCGGGGCUCCACGCAGAAAGAACUGGAGCAAGAGCAAGAAUAAAAAGAACAUAAAGAAGAAAAAGAAAUGCAAAAUUUGCAAACUGAGAUCCUUCUUCAGAAAGCUGAACACCAGGAUUAUGUCCAACAGGAUAUAAGGGGAAAAUGGUAUCACCACAGUGAUGCAUUCACUGAGCCGGAAAAUGUGCACAUUUAUUUGAAAACUUUGAAGGGGAACACUUGCCGGCGUUUACUUAAUAUUAUGUCUUUCCAGCAUUCGUUUUUUUGCAUAACAGAUUGCCACACCAGAUGUUUUUUUGCUGGGUUUUUUUAUCUCACUAUCUGGUGUUUCAGUCACGAUAUCUUCCUUUUAUUGAUGUUCUUUUCACCUUUCUUCUGUGUUUGUGUCCCACUAUAUUUCGGUUUUGAACCACUCACAUUUGAUUUAGAGAUCCAUCUUCCUAUUGUGGUGUUCCUUGACUUUUGGCUUCAGAGCACUAGACGCUGAACUCUGCAGGAGCAGAGCUACUGCUUUGUGGAAAUCGGUCAGUUCCCAGAGCUCUGAAGUACUAGCUCUUCGUAUAACCUGCAACAAUACCUCUGUAGCAGUUGCUAUGCAACUCAUUAGCGCUGUUACUGCGUCUCUGCAGCUCUGUAAUCAUAGCUCUUUAGCGAUAACCCUUUGACUCUGUGCAGUAGGUGUGCAUUGUAAAAAAAAAAAAAACAAAGAAAACAAGGAUCAUUAAAAAGUAGCAAUUCAAAGGCUAAGGGGGCAACACACAGUUAAAAGCAAAGAUGUAGCAAUCACUCUGUCUCCCCACCCCCUCAGCAUUUUGUUUUGUACUUGACAGCACUUUUGUACUUGACAAAAUAAUAAAAUAAAAAAUCAUUGGUAGGAUAUGCAAAGGCCGGAUUCAGUUUAAUUUGAUCCUUCUGGCGGGCCCCCUGGUGGUUGCAGCGGUUUGCACACAUGGAACACAAAGUUAGUCAUGUGUGGAGCACAUGUUGGACUGCGGGACAUGCAGUGGGAAAGGAGCUAUCGUUUGGGGUUUUCACACGAUGACAGCGCAGCGGGGGGGUCACAGGGGUCAGGAGCGGUGACCCCACUCUAUCUUUCAGGUUUCCAAAGGAAAUACUCAGCGCAAAUUGAACCUAAAACUGGGAUCUGUGGCCAGUGUUAAAAGGGAUACUUCACUUUCUGGGGUCUUUUUUCAGGAGGUCAAUUGCAGUGAAGGACAUUAUAAAUAUUUUUAGAAGUUUUUUAUGACAUACCAGUUUGCAAUGGCUGGCAUAGAACAUUUGGAGAUUUGUUGUCUAAAGCCAGAAAAUUUACUUCAAACUCCAAAGUAGUUUAUACAGCGAUACUACGGUUCAAGAUGAUGUACGUACUGCAUGUACUGAUUCAUUUUAUAGUGUUUAUUCACAAUUACUCAUGCAAAUGUGUUUUCAUAUUGAACCAGUAAGUCGUUCCCUGAGAACAGCAGUCUCCGGUUGCUAGGCAAUAGUCCCAACUGAAAACAAUAUUAAACUUACUUCUUUGAAUAAAUAACCGGUAUAAUUCAUAUGUACAACCUCUGGAGACAUAGCAUUCCUGUGCACGGUCCUUGGGAUUACUUGAACUGAAUUUUCUUACUUCAGACCAUAAAUCCCCCAAAUGCCCUAUACUGGUCAUUGGAAAGCUGUCAGGGAAUAUAAUAAUAAUAAUAACUCCUGGGAAUAUCUAAAAUAUCCUUGCUUUGGCACAAAAAAUAAAGGUCGCCGUUUGGA